CUUGUCUCUUUUCCUUCACCUCGUUGUCGGUUGGGGAUUGUGAAAUAGCCGCUGGCAGAAUUACAGGCACCCGUGUUGAGACUUUUUCCUUUUUCUUUGACCGCCCGCAGUACGUCCGCUUUACGUGAAACCGUGCUUACGUACGUGCGUGCCCAUUUGUGGUAGUCACUAUAGUACUGUCCCCCCCCUUCGUGACAUCCGAAGAGUAUGCGGUCGGUAAAACCCUGGAUUCUCUGUGCACCGAUUAUAUUACAUAUGCCACACAAAGGGUCGAGAGUGCGAGGGGGGGGGAUCUCCGCUCCUUGGUAUGGCCCCACAUCGGCAUCCAUUGUGUGGCUGGUUGAAAGAUGGACGGAACAUGACAGAAUGCCUGACAGAAAACAGAAGCGAAGGCGCGUUCCGGUUCUGGUGACGAAUGGGGAAACGCGUCGAAGCAUAGUUGCCUUGGUGAAAGCUAUGCAUGCAGGGAGUCAGCUGGCCACAGCUUAUUGUCCGGAUCUCAACCCGAAUUCUCCCCCGAACUUCGAGCUAAGACGGCUAUGCACUUACAUACCUACAAGUUCCAUGCUCAAACAUUGUGGUGGGGUAUGUACCUUGUUGAACGUAUGUCCAGUUGUACUGUGCAUGGUAGAGCAGAUGACCAGCUUCCUUACGUGCGCGCAUGCUGAUCCGAUCACAAAAAGUGCGAUUGGCGUUGAACUCUUCUUACGUGCCUUUGAUCUUGGUCUCCUAGCUAUGUAUCUCCAUCUUGCCUUGUCGCCCAAACGUCUAUGCCAAAACGUCGUCCCCCGCGAGGGAUUUAUCUAUGUAAUAUGUAUUGCAGAUCCGUAUACGGAAACAUGUCAUCGAAUUUUGAAAUCCCGUCAUUUCCAAACCCUUUAAGACACUUCGGAGUCGAAUUACUUAAGAUGUGCAAUAUUGGAAAUUACUUUUGUCAAUCUUCGUUGUUUUUGGGCAUACAUAGAUUGUCGCAGUUCUUUUGGCUGUGGAUUUGGAGCCCUAUCCAACCAUGGUGAGGGGAAUCAAAACGGUUACAUAUGUACAUAGUUGGUUGUCUGGA
Messenger RNA from Cantharellus anzutake, 1060 nucleotides. RefSeq lists its product as uncharacterized. The record is from RefSeq and is a predicted model, not a curated record. The transcript has 2 exons. The coding region runs from base 208 to 882 and encodes 224 amino acids. Lineage: Eukaryota; Fungi; Basidiomycota; Agaricomycetes; Cantharellales; Hydnaceae.